This is a messenger RNA of Conger conger (European conger), 5937 nucleotides long. It is a transcript of the gene adamts3, whose product is annotated as ADAM metallopeptidase with thrombospondin type 1 motif, 3. NCBI's taxonomy places the organism in Eukaryota, Metazoa, Chordata, Actinopteri, Anguilliformes, Congridae. Gene Ontology annotation, biological process: extracellular matrix organization; proteolysis. The coding region runs from base 291 to 3794 and encodes 1167 amino acids. Gene Ontology annotation, cellular component: extracellular matrix. The transcript is spliced from 22 exons. Gene Ontology annotation, molecular function: metalloendopeptidase activity. The record is from RefSeq and is a predicted model, not a curated record.
CAGAGCUCACUCACACUAACAGUCUCCUUAGGGAUUUUUUUUUUACUAACAACUUUUCAUAACCAAUAACAAACAAGAAAUACUGAUCAAAGUUCUGCAAUUCUAAGCAAACUUCACUUUGAGUUUUUAUUAUUAACUAAAACAAAGCGUGCUGCAAAUUGUACUGAAGCGUACAACUUUUGAACAAGUGGAUAAAGUUUUUUUUUCUGUUGCGCUGGAGUGGAAAAUACUCUAAGUCUGAAUUGGAAUCAUUUUUCUUCGUUAGAUAGCUAAAGUGAAAUCGACUCGUGAUGGUUCUCCUGUCACUAUGCCUAGCUAUAGCUGGAAUUACUCUGAGUCUGACUUCAGCUGACAAUGCUGGUGAAGUAGAAAAAGAAGAGUCUCUCAGGAGCAGACUGCGGGAGUACGGUCUGAUCACGCCCAUCAGCACCGACGCGGACGGCCACUUCCUGUCCCACCUGCUCUCGGCCAAUCACAAGCAGCGCGUGAGGCGGGACGCGGAGCGCGGCGAGGAGCGGCUGUUUUUCAACGUCACGGCGUUCGGGAGGGAGUUCCACCUGCGGCUGCAGCCCAACCGCAGACUCCUCGCCCCGGGCGCCAUGGUGGAGUGGCACGGGAUCCAGGGCAACGGCACGGACAACGCCAACCAAUCAGGCGCUGAGGCGGCGGACAGUAUACUGAGGAGGGAGUUGCUCCAAACCGACUGCACUUUCAUCGGAGACAUCACCGACAUCCCUGGGGCGUCUGUCGCAAUUAACAACUGUGACGGGCUGGCCGGUAUGAUCCGCACCGACUCGGAUGAAUACUUCAUCGAGCCGCUGGAGAGAGGCACGCAGUCGCGGGAGGAGACGGGCCGCGUCCACGUGGUUUAUCGAAGAUCCGCCAUGCUGCAGGCGUCCUCCGAUGGGCACACGGACUACCAGGCCAACGAUCCAGAGCUGAACGUUCCGGGAGCGAUACAAACUGUUGCUGAGCAGGUGAACAAGACGGUCCGGAAUCGCAGGCACGCCGGUGACAACGACUACAACAUCGAGGUGCUCCUGGGAGUAGACGACUCCGUUGUGCGUUUCCAUGGAAAAGAGCAUGUACAGAACUACCUGCUGACCCUCAUGAACAUCGUGAAUGAAAUCUAUCACGAUGACUCCCUGGGUGUCCAUAUCAACGUGGUGCUUGUUAGGAUGAUCAUGCUGGGUUACGCCAAGUCCAUCAGUCUGAUAGAGCGGGGGAACCCCUCGAGGAGCCUGGAGAACGUGUGUCGCUGGGCGUUCGUCCAGCAGAAGGCCGACCCUGAGCAUUCAGAACACCACGACCACGCCAUAUUCCUGACCCGACAGGGCUUCGGACCCACCGGCAUGCAAGGGUACGCCCCGGUUACUGGAAUGUGUCACCCGGUAAGGAGCUGCACCCUCAACCAUGAAGAUGGCUUCUCCUCCGCCUUCGUAGUGGCCCACGAGACCGGACAUGUGCUGGGAAUGGAGCACGACGGACAGGAGAACCGCUGUGGCGAUGAGACGGCCAUGGGGAGCGUCAUGGCGCCUCUGGUCCAGGCUGCCUUCCACCGCUACCACUGGUCCAUGUGCAGCGGGCAGGAGCUGAAGAGAUACAUACAUUCCUAUGACUGUCUUCUGGACGACCCCUUCAAACACGAUUGGCCUCAGCUUCCAGAACUUCCCGGAAUCAACUACUCAAUGGACGAGCAGUGCCGCUUUGAUUUUGGCGUUGGAUACAAAAUCUGUACUUCAUUUCGUACCUUCGACCCAUGCAAGCAGCUGUGGUGCAGUCACCCAGACAACCCCUACUUCUGCAAGACCAAGAAAGGGCCCCCAUUGGACGGGACGGAGUGUGCACCUGGGAAAUGGUGCUACAAGGGCCACUGCAUGUGGAAGAACACCAACCAGGUGAAGCUGGAUGGAGGCUGGGGGGUCUGGACCAAGUAUGGCUCCUGCUCCCGGUCCUGUGGGACAGGGGUGCGCUUCAGGACCCGCCAGUGCAACAACCCUGCGCCUUCAAACGGGGGCCAGGACUGUCCCGGUGUGAACUACGAGUACCAGCUCUGCAACACGGAGGACUGUCCCAAGCACUUUGAGGAUUUCCGGGCACAGCAAUGCCAGCAGAGGAACUCGCAUUUCGAGUUUCUGGGCUCCAAGCACCACUGGCUUCCCUACGAGCACCCAGACACCAAUAAAAGAUGUCACCUGUACUGCCAAUCAAAGGAAAGUGGAGACGUGGCGUACAUGAAGCAGUUAGUUCACGACGGAACUCGAUGCUCCUACAAGGACCCGUACAGUAUCUGCGUGAGGGGAGAAUGUGUGAAGGUGGGCUGCGAUAAAGAAAUUGGCUCAAACAAAAUGGAGGACAAGUGCGGAGUGUGCGGUGGGGACAACUCGCACUGCCGGACCGUCAAAGGGACCUUCACUCGCACUCCCAAGAAAGCUGGUUUCCUUAAGAUGUUUCUGAUCCCGCCAGCUGCUAGACACGUAACCAUCCAAGAACAUGAGGCUUCUCCUCACUUUCUUGCGAUCAAGAAUCAAGCGACAGGGCAUUACAUACUGAAUGGGAAAGGAGAGGAGGCCAAAUCGAGGAGCUUCAUCGACCUGGGCGUGGAGUGGGAUUACAUCAUGGAAGACGACAUCGAGACGGUCCACACGGACGGGCCUCUCCACGACGCGGUGGUGGUGCUGAUUAUACCGCAGGACAACGAAACACGGUCUACCCUGAUGUACAAGUACAUUAUACACGAGGACUCGGUGCCAAUCAACAACAACAACGUCAUCCAGGAGGACACGUACGAGUGGGCGCUAAAGAGCUGGUCCCAGUGCUCACGGCCCUGCGCGGGAGGGUACCAGUACACCAAGUACGGGUGCCGUAAGAAGGGCGACACGAAGAUGGUUCACCGCAGCUACUGUGAUGUCAGCAAGAAGCCCAAACCGAUCCGCCGGAUGUGUAACCUGCAGGACUGCACCCAGCCUCAGUGGAUAAGUGAGGACUGGGAGCACUGCACCAGGACCUGCGGCAGUCUGGGGUUCCAGAUUCGCACGGUGCGCUGUGUCCAGUUCCUGCACGAGGGCACCAACCGCUCCGUACACAGCAAGUACUGCAGCGGGGAGAAGCCUGAGACCCGCCGGCCCUGCAGCAGAGUCCCCUGCCCCGCACAGUGGAGGACCGGAGCCUGGUCAGAGUGUUCCGUCACCUGUGGAGAGGGGGUGGAGGAGCGAGUGGUGGCGUGCCGGAUCGGAGAUCAGUGCAGCGGGGAGAAACCCGACACCUCCCGGCCCUGUAGGCCCGGACCCUGCCACGAUGAACCCUGCACCGGCGACAAGUCCAUAUUCUGUCAGAUGGAGGUUCUGGCGCGGUACUGCUCCAUCCCCGGCUACAACAAGCUGUGCUGCGAGUCCUGCAGUAAGAGGAGCAGCACGCUCGCCCCGUACCUGUCUGAGGCGGCGGAGGAGGUGCGAUUCGGCUCGGCCCUGCCCUCCUGGCUCCUCCACCCGUCCCCCAACACCACCGCCGGCGGCCAUUCCGCGGGGCCUCGCCAGCUCAAAAUGGCCGCCGCGUCGGACAGCCCGGGAAAAGACAUCCCUGCCACCGUCGCCGCGUCCAAGAUGGCCGCCCCCACCGGCGGCAAUAAGACCAGCAGGAGGGUCGCGCCUCAGGUCAGCCGCGGGGGCGGGAAUUUGUCGGCAACGGCGGCUAGAGAAGCGACGGCGCAGAGGAGGGGGGGCACGACAGUACGACCCCCCCCAGGAUCAACCCCCCCCAGGGCGGACCGGUGGCUCUCCGAGGUGGAGAGAUGAAGUAGCGCCCUUCCUCCCCCCCGAACUCUGCGUGUACAUACCCAGCCGCGUCCUGCGUCUUUUACCCCGUAACAUCAUCGUGAAGGAAAAAAGAAAGAAAGAGAGAGAGAGAGAGAAGUGCUGGUUCACUUUUGUCUUUCCUUCCUUCUGCAGUUGUCCGAAGCAAUGCUUGUUAUUUCUCGUUUCUCAACGAAGAGAGGCGCCAAAGAUUCUCUGUAAGAACGGUCGACCAAUCCUUUCAAUAGCUCGGUUACCAAGGUUUUGCACAUCAGCCGAAGCUACGAGAUGUCACGGUGGUAUUCAUUAGAAGAGAUUUAAAAAUGGUUCUAGUUGUAUAGAAUUACCAAAUCAAGCUAUUUUUGGUUACUGUCUCUCAACUGUUUGUUUGACAAAUAUGUAUUUAUAAGCUGUCCUGUAAAUGGUGUUUAUGUAAAAUGUCAGUAUAUUUUCAAAGAAGGAAAGCUGAUUAUUUUAUAUAUGUUACAAGGACACAUUGAUGCCUAUCAUAUUCAAAAAACCUUCAAAAAUAUUUCAGGAUCUAGGAACAAGUAUCAAUUCCAAAAGUAAAGGGCAAAAAUGUUGGUAUAACAUAGUGUAAGCUAAAAAACGUAUCACACUCAUCUUAAGGAUCUUCUUAAGAAACCUGUACUACAAUACCACUUGCAAUGAAUUAAUGAUUAAUUGUCUGUACUAAACAUUGAAAAUGUGUGAUAAACUUAGCAUUUGUAAACCUGGAACUGCAGUACUGUGACUGUAGAUACAUGUUUUUUUCAUACAAAUAUUCAGCUUAUCACCCAAUUUACAUUGUUCUUCUGGCUAUUCAAUUUUAUGAAGUACAGUUUGAUUUAUGGAUACAGUUUGAUGUAUGGAUAGGCACUAUAUUUUCAUCUGUCUGGGUGCUGAAAUGGCAAUAGUAUGAUAAGAUGUUGCCAGGAAAAAUAUUUCAUUUUCUACAAGUAAAAUGAACACAAACUUUUUUUGUUGUUUGUUUGUGUGUGGAUACGUAAAGCUGGACUUACAAAGGCCUUUAUGUAGAACAUAUUGUACAAGAUGUCUUAUGCUUUGUCUGAGAAAGGUUGAGAAAGCUAUUUAUUUUAAAAAGGAUUAUAUCACAACCACAAUGCAUUUGACUGCAAUAGUAAGACAUAUUUUUUUUGUUUCAGCUGUGUUCACAGUGCAACCAUUCAUACCCUCUCCUGUGUGUCAAUGUAUAUCACUUGUAUAUAGGAUUGAGGACAUAAAAUAUUUAUUAAAAGCUGACAUUUUUUGUAUUUUCUGCAUCAUCUGGUAUUUACCAGUAGUAAUAACCAAAUAUCAAUAUGCCAAUUUUUCAAGGCUAUCUUUUUACCUAGCGUAAACUCAGUUCUUUCAUGAAAUCCAUACAACUUGCCAAUUUAGUUAGAGAAAAUGUGACCAUAGUUGAGAAAGAAAACCAGAAAUUUAGAAAGGACAAUGUUUUCAACAAGCAAAGUAGGUAACUAGUUUACAAAAACAAUGCUCAUAAUUUUGAGAUGAUUUCAUUCCAGAGAAAGCUGUUUUUCACAGCUGUUGUAGUAUUAAAUCAGAAUUGAACCACCAACUAAGCUGUUUCUACACAGUGGCGUGUAGUGGUAGUUGACAGUAGUUAGUGCGUUUUUGUUUUUGUGAAACAAUGGAACAAAAGUAUUAGUUUUUACAUAUGUAUGUUGUCCCUCUAAACCAAGGACUAUUUAACACAAAACAAUAGGUAGAUGAGUGUACAGUUUUCAUUCCCAUCUAACAAUUGUAGCACUUAGUGCUCGUUACAUUGUGUUCUCCUUUUCAUCCUGUUGUUGACUUGCUGCCUAUAAAGAAUUGCUGCUAAUGUUAUGCAAGGCUUUCAAGUUCAAAGAGAAGAUAGUGUUUUUUGUUUUGUUUUGUUUUGUAGAUUUUAUGUUGACAAUCCCUGAGCCACAGACAGAUAUACUGUAUAGGGUGUGUGUUUUCGUAUCCCCCGGGCCGUCCCUGCCUUUUUAAUGUUGAUGUUCUGACGCAAGUCGGUAUUUCUCAUCUCUAGUCGCUUGCAUUCUCUUCUAUCAUGUAGACUUAAUUUAAGUGUUCACUACUGAUGCUGUUUGUUGUAAUGGGGAGCACAUCGCAAUAAAGGACAUACUAAACUCUCAAA